AAACCCAACUGCAGGUUUCUCUCUCUCUCUCUCUCUCUCUACAGAGCUAGCUGCCUGCCAGCAUACACAUACAGACAUCAUCAACAUGGCGCUACUUGAAUUAGCAAAGCGAUAAGGCUUAAAAGUUCAUGGCGAGAUGGAGUAUAUGGUAUGGUAUGGUAUGGUAAGGUAUGCAGUUGGGUAUUUAUAUGAGGCUACGAUGGAUAUGAGGGGUUCCUGGAUUUCUUUUUAGCUUUUGUUGUUUUGUUAGCAGUAGCAGUACUAGUCUUUGCUGCUGGGCUGGGCUGGGCUGAUUUCGGUUAAAGUGAGGAGGUAGAGAGGAUUUCCUGGGUGUUUUACUUGCUUAAAGCUACCUGGUUUUGCACCUAUCUCUUCCCUUCCCACCGUUUCUUUCUUUCUUUCUUUCUUUUCAUUUCCCUGCCCCCUUCUCUACAUACCCACCUUUCCAUCCACCUUCACAUACUUACAUACAUAUGUGUGUAUAUAUAUAUAUAUAAAUAUGUAUACAUGAAUUCUUCUGUUUCUUUCUUCUUCCUCCUCUUCUUCUCCAAGCUAGCUAGCUAGCUUGGGGAAUAUUUCCUCUUUUGGGUAUAUUUCCCAUCUGAGUUUAACUAUUUUAAAUGCAUUAUUUCAUUAUUUUAGCUAUCUAGCUACCUUUUAUAUUGAAUUUGAAUUGGAAAUUAUAUGUAUAAGUGUAUGUGUAUGUGGGCGGGUUAAUUUGUGCGUGUUGAAGAAGCUAUAAUCUAGUUAAGUUUUGUUUCAAAUUUUAUGAUCCUUAAUGAAUCUUUCAUUACUUCGAGGCUGAUUCUUCUUGAUGCUUCUCUGAUCAAGAAUACAUAUAUAUUCAUGAGUGCGUUGAUGUGUGUGUGUGUGUUUUUUUUUUUCUUUACUUGGAUUUUGAGGGUUAUGGAGGCCCAUCCUAACAUACCCAUCAACUUAUUUUCAUUUUUUUUUUUUUCUGGUCAACAGAAGAUCGGGCAGUCUUAAUCAAACUGAUUUUGCUUCAUUCUGCAAAAGGGUAUUGCCUUAAAUCAAAGCUUUCAGCUUGAGAUCGAUCGAGAGGGUUCAUCAAUUGGAUCAUCAGCUGCUUGCAGAAGAGUUCUACGGGAAAAACUCUAAAGAUGAGAUUACUAUAGCAGAUUUUAACUAAAGGAAAGAAGACAUAUAAGGUCUCUUUAGUACUUUGGUUGAAUUGAAAGAGCGAGAGAGCUAUAGAUAUCUAUAUAGAGCCAUGAACAAGAAUCAGUUGGGUUCCAUCAGCAGCUCUGAACUCAUUGAUGCAAAGCUUGAAGAGCAUCAGAUGUGUGGAUCCAAGCAGUGCCCUGGUUGCGGACACAAGCUCGAAGGAAAGCCGGACUGGUUAGGUCUGCCAGCAGGUGUGAAAUUUGAUCCAACUGACCAAGAACUGAUAGAACACCUUGAAGCAAAGGUAGAAGCCAAAGACUCUAAACCCCACCCUUUGAUUGAUGAGUUCAUACCUACAAUUGAAGGAGAAGAUGGGAUUUGUUAUACCCAUCCUGAGAAACUUCCAGGGGUAACAAGAGAUGGCUUAAGCAAGCACUUCUUCCACAGACCAUCCAAGGCCUAUACCACUGGAACAAGAAAGCGAAGGAAAAUUCAAACCGAAUGUGAUCUGCAAGGAGGGGAGACACGGUGGCACAAGACAGGAAAGACGAGGCCGGUCAUGGUGAAUGGCAAGCAAAAGGGGUGCAAGAAAAUCCUAGUCCUCUACACAAAUUUUGGGAAAAAUCGAAAGCCUGAAAAAACCAACUGGGUGAUGCACCAGUACCAUCUGGGUAUGCUUGAGGAAGAGAAAGAGGGAGAACUCGUGGUUUCGAAGAUAUUCUACCAGACACAGCCGAGGCAGUGCAACUGGUCCGAUCGAAGCGCAACAACUGGCGAAGGAAACAGUGAACUGAUAAGCCGAAGAGAUAGUGGGAGUGGGAGUUGUUCUUCCAGAGAAAUAAUCACACAGCGGGAUGAAUUGUCUGGAGCUGGGGUUGGUGCUGCAUUGUCAAGUACUUACAGUGCCAUGGAUAUUCAACAAUUGAAAUCUGAUCAUUUCAGCUUCACCCCGUUUAGGAAAAGCUUUGAUGAGGUGGGCAUAGGAGAGGCUUCAACAGGAAGGGAGCCCCCGGCACCGGUGAUGGGCGAAGAGCACGAAAUGCGUGAGCAGAGAGCACAUCAUAUGACACAAGACCAGCAUCACCACCACCACCACCACCACGGUGGCAGCCACCAUCAUCACCACCAGCAGAUCGCGACGACAGCCUUCCACAUCAGCAGGCCUUCACUCCCCAUCUCCACCAUCAUCUCUCCACCUCCCCUUCACCACACAUCCAUCAUUCUUGAUGAGGACUCUUACCAUGUCUCCAGAAUAAUGCUCCAAAAUGAAAAUUUUCAGCAGCAACAGCAACAGCAGCAGCAGCAGCAGCAUCAUAAACCAGUGGGUGGAAGGUCUGCAUCUGGUCUGGAAGAGCUCAUAAUGAGUUGCAGUAGUACUCCAUCGGAUAUCAAAGAAGAGACAGCGACAAAUAUGACAAACCCAGUACAGGAGGCAGAAUGGUUGAAGUACUCCUUCUGGCCAGACCCUGCAGCUGACAACUCGGAUCAUCAUGGGUAGAAGCGAAAAAUAUUAGAAGACAUCAAUUAGUAAUAAUAAUGAACCCAAAACCCUUACAGACGACAGACACACAACAAAUUAAACAUCAUUAUUAUCAUCAACAUUUCUACUUGAAGCCCUUCCUGAUCCGAUCAUCACUCACCCAUGCAUGCCCAUGCCCCCAUGUUCUUCUUUUCAGAAAUUGAAGCUAGCUAGCUGGAGCCCAAGAAAUUAAACAUGCAUAUCUGUUAGCUUGUUCUCCCUACUUUUCUUUCUUCUUCCUUUGUUUUUUUUUUUUUUCUCAUCUCCCGGGGCCGGGGGGGGGGGUGCCCAGCAGAACUAACCGUACCAGAAACCCAUGUCGAAGAGAGAGAGAGAGAGAGAGAGAGAGAGAGAGAGAGAGAGAGAACAAAAGGAAAAAGAAAGAAAAGAAAAGAAAGCAGCAGGAAAGGCUGAUCUAGCUCUACUGACAAUAGAAGGAGAACCAAAGACCCAAAGCAAAUCCGCCUGCCUAUAUCAUGCAUGCAUCAAAAUCAUCACCAUUUUCAUUAAAUUACACAGUAUUUUCCCUCUUUAUGUUCUAGCCUUGCUUAAUUAAUUGUUAUUAAUUUGUUUAUUUUUAAUCCUUUGUACGUAUAGCUUCUUUUUUCUCUUAAUUGUAUUUCUUUUUAUUCAAUUAAAAGGGAAUAUACCACAGGUUUUGUGCAAAUUGCAAACAGAAAUUAAGUACUAUUUGUUAACUGUAACUUUGUUAAUUGUAAUAUUGUUGUUAAUUAAGUUGCUCUUUAUUGUGAA
Molecule: messenger RNA, 3397 nt
Organism: Malania oleifera
Lineage: Eukaryota; Viridiplantae; Streptophyta; Magnoliopsida; Santalales; Ximeniaceae
Product: NAC domain-containing protein 75-like
Exons: 6
Coding region: 1232-2623 (463 amino acids)
Biological process (GO): regulation of DNA-templated transcription
Cellular component (GO): nucleus
Molecular function (GO): DNA-binding transcription factor activity; transcription cis-regulatory region binding
Source: RefSeq, a predicted model, not a curated record